AUGCCCAAGGAGGAGACGUUGCCGACACGCAAGAAGAUGCGUAAGGGUACGCACAGCUGCUUCGAAUGUCGUCGCCGCAAGAUCCGAUGCAUCUUCCAGCCCGACAACCCGGAUGUUUGCUCAGAAUGCUUCGCACGCGGCAGCAGGUGCAUCGACCAAGAACAUGCCAACCCUGAAGUCAUUGUCGAUCAUAGGAAGAACCUCCGAGAGCGAGUAUCAAGACUGGAGGCCUUGAUUGACACUUUGCUUGAAGACAAGACUGUCAAGUCAGAAAGCCGGAGUCAGAGCCAAAGCUUAGCCGACACAUCAUCACCAAAAGCGCCCACCAUCUAUCACAAGGAUACAUUUCCACCCACUCCUCUUUCCUCAGAAGCCUCGUCCAACAUCUUUCGAGUACCGGAAAAUCAGCGUGCUGCCUCGGAUCGAGGCCAUCAUGUACCAAUCCUCUCUGUGUUCGAAGACGCACUCAACGAUGCUGAAGCGCAAGCGAAAGCCCGCAAUGCUGAUCAACAGAGCUCAACACCAAGGCCCGGCCAAGUGGCUGAAGAUCGAUAUACUGUAGAAAACAAAAAUGAUGAUGACAUCGCGGCUGGAAGCACCAUCGCGCACUCUGCGAAACGAGAGAGGUCCAAGCAAGCACUCAUUGCCAUGUUGCCGCCUUACGACCAACUCACCAAACUCCUGAACUCCAACAGUGACUGGUGGCAGACGUGGCGGAGAAAAUGCAGUGGCACUUCCGGUCCUGAGCAAACAUUGCCUCAGUUCGCUGCCCAGGCUCUGACGACCGGGAAUAUCGGCGCUAUUGCUACUGUUGUUUUGUCGGUUGGUAUUUGCUCAUCGGAGAACGAUGACGAUGUCGAACGCUAUAUCGAGGCUGUGGACCGAUGGUUCCUGUCUGACGAUGAGUAUGCGGCAAGCUUGGAAGGUCUAGAAUGUCUGAUCUUGAAGUCUAAGUGGUACGCGGAUGUAGGUCAACCACGAAGAGCCUGGAUCGCGUACCGCAAGGGCUUGAUGUAUGCCCAGCUAAUGGGGCUACACCGCAAGCGCACUUCCUCCGCUCCACACGAGAGCAUUUGGUGGGCUAUGUACCAUGGGGACCGUUUCUUGUCUCUCUUGCUGGGUCUUCCAUACGGUAUUAGCGACGCGCAUUGCGACUUAACGAUGCCCGAUAUUGGCGACGGCACAUACCUUCAUCCAUUGGUUGGCAUCACGAAGCUCUCGCAGCUCGCAGGGAGGGUCAUUGAUCGAAACCAGGGAGUUGCCGAGCAGUCCUUCGCCUGGGCACUGCAGCUCGACCAGGAGCUUGAGGAUCUGUGGAAGAAGUUCGAUCCAGCGUGGCUUGACUACACCGAGUUACUCGCCGACGCAGAAUCAAAUGCGGCGGAAUUGCGAGAGCGAAUCAUGGGUCAGAUGGUCUUCCAUCAGAUCCGUGUGUACUUGCACUUGCCGUUCAUGCUCAAGGCAGCAUCAAACUCGCGCUUCUCAUACUCAAAAACGGCAUGUUUGAACGGCUCGCGAGAAGUCCUAAGGUUGUACCAGUCUCUACGAACAGGACAUGUCCAGCCGCUCUACGAGUGCAAAGCUAUCGACUUCAUCGGUUUCACAGCCGCAGUCCUGAUCUUGAUCGGUCUUCUCAAUUCCGGUAUGGGUUCACAAUCUUCAAUUAGCGGUCCUACCCCCAAGGACAUUGAGGAAGAUGUGCGUCUCAUCGAGGUCAGCAUCGACAUCUUCCGUCGCGCAUCGAGCGAAAAGGGAGGCAAAGUAGCCGCCCAAUCCGCACAGGUUCUCGAGCAGAUGUUGAGCAAAUUCAAAGGCACAAGUCUCGACCAUGAGGAGGGACCCUGCAGCGGAAAAUCGGACUUUGUUAUCCCGUACUUUGGUACCAUUUCUAUCAAGAGAGGGGGCCAGUUGGUCAAGAAGGGCCCGGAACUUCCCUCUCGCUCGCCCAGCAUGAUGAGCUCAAGGUCCCCAGGUACAUCAGCACAACUCUACACACCCACGUCUGAGAAGCCGUCACAGUCUUCUGCGUCGGACAUAUUCUCGCAACCCACACAGUCCCUUAAUGUCACGCCAAAGACAUCCGUCUCCGCUGGUACCGGUACCUCGGCCUUCGGCUUCACUGAUCCUUCACCCUUUGUAUCGUAUGACGGCUUUUACAACUGGAACAACCUCAACGUAGAUGAUGCGUCGACAACGGGCGCCGCUGCGGGAGGCACGUUCAACUCCCAGAUCAACGACGACAGCAUGAACAACUUCCCACUACCUACGAAUAACUUCUCGUGGCAGCAUAUGCCCAUGGAUAUCGAUCAGGAUUGGUCUUGGUUCUUGAACGAUGCGCAGACGACACAAGGUAUGGGUACGGCAGGGGCGCUCCAGCACCCACUGCAGCGCUUGAUUUCAAUGCGCAAGGUUUCCCUGGCUUUGGUUAAGCGGGUUACGUAG
Alternaria atra is the source of this 2442-nucleotide messenger RNA. RefSeq lists its product as uncharacterized. NCBI's taxonomy places the organism in Eukaryota, Fungi, Ascomycota, Dothideomycetes, Pleosporales, Pleosporaceae. Gene Ontology annotation, biological process: DNA-templated transcription; regulation of DNA-templated transcription. The transcript is spliced from 4 exons. Gene Ontology annotation, molecular function: DNA binding; zinc ion binding; DNA-binding transcription factor activity, RNA polymerase II-specific. The record is from RefSeq and is a predicted model, not a curated record. Bases 1 to 2442 code for a protein of 813 amino acids.